This is a messenger RNA of Lachancea mirantina, 531 nucleotides long. NCBI's taxonomy places the organism in Eukaryota, Fungi, Ascomycota, Saccharomycetes, Saccharomycetales, Saccharomycetaceae. The record is from the annotation of a GenBank genome assembly.
AUGAGACUUCUAGUCCUACUUAUGAUGAUUCCGUGUAUCGCGGUCGCGAACGAGGUUCGCGUCCCGCUCUUUGCACAGAUACUCGGUGAUGCUGACAAGACACCGUUGGCGUCGCUUGUUUACGAUAAGGAAUCGACCAGUUUCAGUAUAGUCGACGUAAACGACGCAUUACCGGCAGAUUCUUACUGUAUCGGCGCAGAAAUGGACAGUAAUUACUAUUCGUGCUUUUCCUAUAUCCAGCUGCGCUACCCGCUUCACUAUGACCUCUUUAUCGAUACUCGACAGGAUUCGCAUCUGUUGUACAAAUUGUCACUCAAACCCAACCCGAAUGCUCAGGGUAUCAAUCCAGUGCUUCGAACCCCGUCAGCUGGCCCACAACCAUUACUCACACAAUUAAAAAAACGACAAAGACUUAUGAAGACAAAAAACCCAAAUUGGGCCAUGCCUCGGCCUCUUUCGAAGAAGACGCCGAGCCUGACGAGCGCUCGUUUCUCCAGAAAAACUGGAAAUAUAUGUUGCUUGGUCUCAUAA